Messenger RNA from Hippocampus comes (tiger tail seahorse), 1008 nucleotides. Its product is annotated as autoimmune regulator-like. Gene Ontology annotation, biological process: humoral immune response; regulation of transcription by RNA polymerase II. Gene Ontology annotation, molecular function: DNA-binding transcription factor activity, RNA polymerase II-specific; DNA binding; translation regulator activity. Gene Ontology annotation, cellular component: cytoplasm; nucleus. The record is from RefSeq and is a predicted model, not a curated record. Bases 72 to 812 code for a protein of 246 amino acids. The transcript has 5 exons. Lineage: Eukaryota; Metazoa; Chordata; Actinopteri; Syngnathiformes; Syngnathidae.
CAUGUAAAAGGGCACUCCAGUUAGUUUGCGAUCCACCUCCAGUACAUUGUUUGAGGCUCAACAGCUGCAUCAUGUCACGAGUGGAGGCCCUGGCAGACCCGCGACUUGGCUCGCUCUUGAAGGGUCUUCGUACGGAUAUCGCCAUGGCAGUGCACGACGCCUUCCCUCUGGUUCACGGCUUGGCCGACAAGAACGUCAUCAGUGAGCAGAUGCUGAAGGACACGGUGGCGCAGGAGGCCCGAGACGGGAUCCACAAGGCCAUAUACUCGCUGAUCUCGUGGGUAAUGGAACAGAGUGCCUCCACCAUGCAAGCCUUCUGGAGGAACCUGAACAAGACCUACAACCUGGACAGUUACCCCAAACUGCGAGCACUACUCGCUCCCCACAUUGCCUCAAGCCGCGUCGCGUCUCCCCAAGGCAAGAAGAAUCGCGGCAAAAAGAGGAGCCACAAGGACAGGGAAGAUCAAUAUCGCACCACGACUUGCGACGGGACUGCAGCGGGUAAAUUCAAGUUAUGCAAAGUGAAGAGUGAAGCUCCUCCCCAGCAAGCCGCGUGUGGCACAAUGUCGGUCCCCACAGAAGGACGACUUCCCUCAUCGUCAUCUGCUCGCGCCGCCACUGAGCUGUCAGUCAAAAGUGGAUCUUCCAGAGAUGAGGUUUUCCACUCAGAUGGCAAGUCCGCAUGUUGGCAACAUACUAAAACCCUCAAAGACCAAGUUCCCUGGUGUCUUUUUUUGACAUAUCUGCAUCAUGCCUUAAAAUACUGCAAGGAUCAAGAAUUACUCUUGAUACUCUCUUUCUUGUCUUGCUGAAAUUAGCCUUUUUUUGAGCCAAUAGCAAGCAUGGAUUUUGUUACCACCCAAAGUGCACCCCAAAUUUUAUAAAGCAAAUGAUAGCAUGGCUUGUGUUUUCCCUUGUGGAGGCAGCACUUCAUUUCCAAAAUGCCCCCUGAUGUACACCUUGUCAAAAAUUUCUCAAAAAAGAGGCGUCACGGGCUCAAAGCUUGAU